CUGCUGUCCUGUCCGCUGCCCUCACCCUGCUGCUCCCCCCGGAUCUGAACUUGCUUUAGCUCCUUGUUGGAAUAGCACACUCUUUCUCUCAUUUUCAACUACUGCGGAUUGGUGAAUUCUUGUGAGCUGGUUAAGUAAAGAACAGUCAACAUAUAAGUUGGCGGAGUGACCCUCAGGAUGUCAACAUCAUUACAAGUGACGCAGAAGCUGCAGCAGCAGCAGCAUCAGCUGCAGCAGCAUCAUCAGCAGCAGCAUCAUCAGCAGCAGCAUCAGCAGCAUCAGUAUGAGAGCAGCUCUUACCUGAGCAGCAAGUCGUCUGUUAAACAGCAGUCGUUCUCCACAUACAAGACCACCAGCCGUCGCCAGAAGACCACUGUGAAGACACAGAAGGGGCAGGAGGUGUUUAAACUCAGCCCGCUACCCAAGAGAGCCAAACGCACCUACCUGGCGAUGGACAUGGACAAGGAAGUUAUCGGCUAUGUCAUUCCCGUAUUUAGAGCCAAUCAUGAGGUUGUUCGCGGUCUGAUGGAGACCCAGGAUGAGGAGGUCAUGGAGGAGGGCAUUAACUAUGUGGCCAUGAGGAACCUUUUUGUCAGGGAGGCCAGUGAGUCUGUGGACGUUAGGGUGGAGAAGAGAACCAGAACAAUGCAUAUCAGGGAAUCCGCCGGACGUCUGGAGUUAAACAGGACGAUGGAGGAGUGGGCAGAGUUCCGUAAGAAGAUGAACCCAGACAGCCUGACACACCUUCCAGAGUUCAUCGUCAAGCUCCGCGGACAGACUGCCUGGGAGGGCAAGACUGUCAAGCUGCACUGCACUGUGGCUGGAUGGCCUAAGCCCAGGAUUGCCUGGUACAAAAACAAUGUGAUCAUUGAUGCCAAGGCCCACCCCGAGAAGUACACAGUCGAGAGCAAUUACAACAUGCACUCCCUGGAGAUCAAGAACUGUGAUUUCAUCGACACUGCUCAGUAUCACGCCUCUGCCCUCAAUGUGAAAGGAGAAGCUUCUUCUGUCGCGACUAUCGUUGUCAAAAGGUUCCAGGAGGGCGAGGAAGCAGGCCCGCUCGAUCCCAAACCACAUGGUUUCUGCACUGAGCAUGGCGUCACCUUUGAAACAACCAUCAUUGAUCAAUUUGAAGUGGCCUUUGGCAGAGAAGGCGAAACAUUGAGUGUGGGCUGCACCGUCAUCAUUUAUCCCACUGUGAAAAAAUACCAGCCUGAGGUCGUGUGGUCCAGAAACUCCGUCCCACUGAAGCCCUCUAAAUGGGUGCACACCCACUGGUCCGGGCAACGAGCCACCCUCACACUUGUCCACCUCAACAAGGAAGACGAGGGCAUGUACACCCUGCGUGUCAACACCAAAUCUGGCUUUGAUACCUACUCUGCUUACGUGUAUGUCAGAGAUGCCGAUGUGGAGUUGGAGGGGGUUCCCGUGGCCCCCCUGGAUGUGCGCUGUCAUGAUGCCAACAAGGACUAUGUGGUGGUGACCUGGAAGCAGCCAGCGGUGGAGGGCAGCAGCUCCAUCCUGGGAUACUACAUCGACAGGUGCGAGGUGGGCACUCACCACUGGGCUCAGUGUAAUGACGCCCCAGUGAAGUACGCCCGCUUCCCCGUCACAGGACUGCUGGAGGGGCAUUCUUAUGUCUUCAGGGUGCGGGCCUUGAACAAGGAAGGAGUCAGCCGUUCAUCCCGUGUCUCCGAGGCCGUGGUUGCCAUGGAUCCGUCCGACAGAGCCCGCCUCAGAGCCGGCCCAUUAGCUCCUUGGACUGGGAUGAUCAAGUUCACCGAGGAGGAUCCCACCGUGGGAAUUGUCCCCGGAGAACCUUCUGAUGUUGUGGUCACUGAGGCCACCAAGAGCUACGUGGUGCUCGCCUGGAAGCCUCCGGUCCAGAGGGGUCAUGAAGGAGUCAUGUAUUACAUUGAGAAGUGUAUCUCAGAGACAGACACCUGGCAGAGGGUGAACACUGGCAUGCCAGUCAAGUCUCCCCGCUUUGCCCUGUUUGACCUGGCAGAGGGAAAAUCCUACAGCUUCCGCGUGCGCUGCUGCAACUCCGCUGGUGUGAGCGAGGCCUCUGUAUCCACAGGAGCGAUCACGGUCGGAGAUAAACUGGACCUGCCCUCAGUUCCGGGCAAUCCAGUGGCCACCAGGAACACCGACACCUCCGUGGUGGUUUUCUGGGCGGCCUCUAAGGAUGUUAAAUACCUGGCCGGCUACUAUAUUGAAUACAGCGUGGUGGGCACCGAUGAGUGGAUGCCUUGCAACAACAAACCUGUCAAGCAGACCAGGUUUGUGUGCCAUGGCCUGACUACCGGGUCAAACUGCGUGUUCAGGGUCAAAGCAGUCAACGCUGCUGGAUACAGCCAGAGCUCCUCCAAUUCUGAUGCCGUGGUCGUGCAGGCUGCCAUCUCCGUCCCUGGAAAGGCUACUGAUGUGACCCAGCUGGAGGCUGUAAAGGACCACAUGAUGCUGGCCUGGACCGAGCCUGCUAGCACAGGAGGAUCAGAUGUCAGGGGAUACUUUGUGGACUACAGGACUGUGAAGGGAGGCGUUGUUGGACAAUGGCAUGAAAUGAACCUCAAGGCAUUGACUACUACCUCCUAUAAAGCUGAGAACCUGAAGGAGAACAUCUUCUACCAGUUCCAGGUGCGCACUAUGAACAUGGCAGGUGUGAGUAAAGCCUCUGUGUCUACUUCAGCUCUGGAGUGCAAGGAGUAUACCCUCACUGUGGCAGGUCCUCCUGUUGGUCUUCAUAUGCUGGAGGUCCGUGACACCUCCGCCGUGGUCCUGUGGGAGCCGCCUGCAUUCGAUGGCCGCACUCCUGUCAAUGGCUACUAUUUGGACGUCAAGGUGGCCUCUGCCGGAGAGGAAGGCUGGAAGGCUGCUCACGAAAAGGCCAACAAGAUGAAACACAUGAAGGUGACGGGGCUGAAGUCGGGUACAUCCUACGUCUUCCGUGUGCGUGCUCAAAAUCUUGCUGGAGUUGGAAAGCCCUCAGCAGUCUUAGGUCCAAUCCUGGCCCAGACUCGCCCUGGCACCAAAGAGAUGUAUGUGGACGUUGAUGAUGAUGGUGUGAUCUCUAUGAUCUUUGAGUGCUCUGAGAUGAAGGAGGGCUCUGAGUUUGUUUGGUCCAAGAAUUACCAGACUAUGACAGACACCUCUCGCCUGACUAUUAUCACUGAAAAGGGCAGGUCCAGAGCUAUCUUCAACAGUCCCUCCCUGGAGGAUCUGGGCACCUUCUCCUGUAUGGUCACCAACACUGACGGCUUCUCCUCCAGCUACACACUCACCGAGGAGGGUCUCAAGCGUCUUCUGGACAUCAGCCAUGACCACAAGUUCCCUGUUAUUCCCUUCAAGAAUGAAGUGGCCAUGCAGCUGCUGGAGAAGGGUCGCGUGCGUUUCUGGACUCAGGUGGAGAAAUGCACUUCGGCCUGCCAAGUGGAGUAUGUCUUUAAUGAUGUCAUCGUUACUCAGGGAAAGAAAUACACAAUGAACUUCGACAAGUCCACCGGCAUCAUUGAAAUGUUCAUGGACUCUCUGGAGAUCAGCGAUGAGGGAACGUUCACCUUUAACCUGGUGGAUGGCAAGGCAAAGGGUACAACCAGUCUGGUGCUCAUUGGAGAUGAGUUCAGGGAGCUUCAAAAGAAAUCUGAAUUUGAGAGGGCAGAAUGGGUCAGGAAACAAGGUCCUCACUUUGUCGAGUACCUUGGGUUCACUGUUACUCAAGAAUGUAAUGUGCUGUUGAAAUGCAAGAUAGGAAAUGUCAGACCAGAGACUGAGAUCACCUGGUCUAAGGACAGCAUUGAGAUUGCAGAGGAUGAUGAGAACGCUAAGAAAAUCGAGAGAAAGGACAGCGAACUGACCUUUAAUAUCGGAAAGAUCUCCAAGGCGGAUGCAGGUACUUACGAUGUCUUCCUGAGGGACGACAGAGGCAGAGAUAAGAGCAUCUUCAAUCUGACGGACGCAGGAUACCAAGCUGUAAUGAAUGAGCUGUUCAGGGUUAUUGCCAACUCCUCCUCUGAUAUCAAAGUCACCAGUACUGAACAUGGCAUCAUCCUCUACUCCAUGGUCACAUAUUACAAUGAGGAGCAGCGUGUUGGUUGGCUCCACAAAGAUUCUAAGAUUGCCGCCUCAGAGAGAGUUAAGUCUGGAUUCACAGGAGAGCAGCUUUGGCUUAAGAUCAAUGAGCCCACUGAGAAGGACAAAGGCAAAUACACCAUAGACGUCUUCGAUGGCAAGGACGGUGUGAAGAGAGUCUUCGAUCUGACUGGCAAGGCAUGGGAAGAGGCAUUUGAAGAAUUCCAAAGGCUCAAGGCGGCAGCAAUCGCCGAGAGAAAUCGCGCUCGUGUUGUUGGAGGCUUGCCAGAUGUUGUUGCGAUCCAAGAGGGCAAGUCCCUGAACCUGACUGGCAAUGUCUGGGGCGAGCCCGCACCUGAGGUGAGCUGGAGGAAGAACGACAAGGAGCUGGUGUCUGACGAGCACCACAAACUCAAGUUUGAGGCAGGCAAGUUUGCCAGCAUCAUAAUCACCGCCGUCACCACGGCUGACUCUGGCAAAUAUGCCCUCAUGGUCAAGAACAAGUACGGCACAGAGGCUGGAGAGUUCACCGUCAGCGUCUACAACCCAGACGAUGAGGAGAGCAAGGAGGGGAAGAAUGUAAUGAAAUAAAGCAGAAAAGAUGAAGGACUGGGCUAUCUCCAAAGCAUUUUUACCCCGGCACAUGCCGGUGCACUGAGCAGUUUAAAUAAAUGAUUAAUAAAGCUGCUUCCUCGUGCCUCUUUCAUGUGCUGGGCUAAAGAGCUUUGGGCAUCGCUUGUCGCGGAGGAAAACAAUGAAUGUGAUACAGAGAAGGAAAUAGUGUGCUUAGUAGUUUCUUGACUUGUCUUCUGUCACUUCUGACCAGUAAAUGUAAUGUUGAAUCAUUCAUCUUUGUUUUAGCAAUGAAGGCCAGCAAAACAAAACACAGUUUUAUUAAAACUAUUACAGUAUUACAUCUGGAAAACCUUUGACCUCUGAAACCGAGUCAAGUUAUGCAAUGUAAAAAAAAUAAAGGGGGAAAAAAAAAACUGAUGUCAUGAACUUCCUACCAGCUACUUGCUUUGUAUUGUGAGAGAUUGGACGAAAGGUGUCAGUGGAUAUGUCACGUGUAGAGCUGUUGGUGUCUAUUUAAACUGGUAUUAUGUUUAAAUAGCACUGUGUGCAUGUGUGUUAUUCGUCGUCGAUGUACUGUUUGCAAGUGUCUAUGAAUAGAACAGUUUGUAGGAGAGGAGCAGCAGGUAAACCCUGAUGUUGAGUAGAAUAGAUCCCGGUUUAAACGGGUUCAUUUAGGAUUUCAGACACAGCCUGCAUGUUGGACGGGCAUGACUUGCAUGCCUUUGGAGGUCUUUCAACAGAACUUGUGAGUGUCAGACGCUGUCAUAGAAAUGUGUUCAAAGAGGCGGGGGAAUGUUGUAUUUCCAGUCCAAUAUAAUGAAAACCUAAAGAUAAACUGCUCUGCAGCAUUGUUGGGCUGUGUGUCUAAUUGACAAGUUAAACAUAGACUGUUUUCCCUUCAGGUCACUCUUUGUA
Molecule: messenger RNA, 5562 nt
Organism: Anarrhichthys ocellatus (wolf-eel)
Lineage: Eukaryota; Metazoa; Chordata; Actinopteri; Perciformes; Anarhichadidae
Gene: myom1a
Product: myomesin 1a (skelemin)
Exons: 37
Coding region: 178-4662 (1494 amino acids)
Biological process (GO): sarcomere organization
Cellular component (GO): M band
Molecular function (GO): protein binding
Source: RefSeq, a predicted model, not a curated record